Messenger RNA from Habropoda laboriosa, 3261 nucleotides. It is a transcript of the gene nvy, whose product is annotated as protein CBFA2T1. Gene Ontology annotation, biological process: negative regulation of DNA-templated transcription; DNA-templated transcription. NCBI's taxonomy places the organism in Eukaryota, Metazoa, Arthropoda, Insecta, Hymenoptera, Apidae. Gene Ontology annotation, cellular component: nucleus. Gene Ontology annotation, molecular function: transcription corepressor activity. The record is from RefSeq and is a predicted model, not a curated record.
CAGUCACUGUGGAAAUUUGAAUGUUCGAGCUUCUACCAACCCUCUUGAAAACAUUUGACUCAAGAACAGCUGUUGAAGAUUAUGCGUAGAGACAAUGACAAAUGCAUCAUCGGUCUUUGGCGAAGGUAGAGGUCGGAGGUGACGGCGAUGAAAAUAUUAUGUACGAAGAAGCAUCGUAAUUAAAAGAUUUAGAACUUGUAAGAAAUGGCCACGGCGCAAGGUACACCGGAAUCAGAUACUGGAAGCUUCGAAUGCUUUCAAAAUUAUACAGCACCAGAGGUAUUUAUCCAAGGCCUGGCUGGCAUCGUGGACCAGCAAGAUGUAGAAUCUAUGAUAAGGGCUCAGAAGCAAAUGUUGCAGAGAUUCGAAAAGACCAACGAGAUGCUGACGAACUGUAACCAGUUGUUGGUAAAUAGGUUGAAAACUGCUGGGAACGAGUUUAAAAAGCACACAGCAUUACUGGUUGAAAUGAAGAGGGAUCUGGAUUAUAUUUUUAAAAGGAUUCGCGUUGUAAAGAAUAAACUGAGUCAGCAAUAUCCACAGGCAUUCAACGAAGCAGUAAGAAGCAGUUUGGCGGAAGAAGUAAUCGUCGAAGAUGUAGAUUGCUCCGUAAAACCGCUCGAACCUGAAAUCGUACCGCUACCAAGCGCGUCUCAUAUCGUUACGGAUCGAGAUCCAGAUUCUGAUGUGCCGGUUGAGGAGUUUCAAUUCGCGAAGCUGCGGAAACGACGAAUAAAGAGCAACGAUAGUUCGUCAACGGAGAGCAACAACGAUCACAGUAACGCCGAUACUUCGAGUGACUUCAGCAUGAAGGCGGAGGGUGGAAUGGCGAGCAGCACGAUCCUGCACAAGGUGAAGGUGAAGGAAGAGGCGAAGGAGUGCUGCGGUGGCUCUCAACAGCCGUCAUCGACCACGACGAUGACGACGACGACGACUACUACGACGACGACGACGAUGAUGACGACGACGACGACGACGACGACGACGAGGAUGACCAACAGCAACGGGGUGCCGAGUGUGAACGCUUCGUCUCAACCUUCGAAUGCUCCACACCAGCACACCCCCGCGAUCGCCUGUUACCCGUCGGCGCCAGCCUCGUCCGUCCUCGUCAACACGGACUCCUUUCCCGUCGAUCUCGAUCUCAAGACCAAGAUCAGGGCGAGCUCCGCGGUCAGGGAGAAAAGUUCGCGGGAAGAUGCUCAGUCGGAGGUGCACUCGCCUUCCACUAAUCACCAAAGGAUUCCAGCCAGCGGUGUACCACCGCCGCCGCCGACUGGUCAGUCGAAGCAGAGCGAGAAUGGCAACCGAGCAGAGUACAAAGGGACGAGCGGUUGUUCGGGAUUCUCCGACAACGAUAGUCCUUUGCCCUCGCGUUGCCCCCUCAAGCCUGAAUCGGACGAUUCGGCGAUUGGACCUGCUGCUGCCGCUGCUACCAACUGCAGAACGGAAGAGCAGCAGAACGAUUCGUCUGCAUCGUCCAACACCUCCACCACCAACGGCACCAGAUGCAUCGCCGGUGUUUUCGCUUGUCACGGCGAACUCAAGAGCGUGCUGGGUACCGUUGUCAAAUUCGCCACGGGUAUCUCUCCGGACACCGGUGAUACCGUACUCACCUUUGUGUUGGCGCUUCUGAGCGGCACCAUGACUGCGGAAGAGUUUCACUCCGCGCUGCAGGAAGCGACCAACUACUCUCUGAAAGGAUUCGUGCUACCGCACCUCAAACAGCAACUGCCGUCUUUGCAGAGAGAUUUGAGCAACGCUGCUAGAGCGAGCAAUCAGAGUUGCGCGCAGUUCUUGCGAUCGAACGAGGUAGCGGUCCUAGAGGCGGUGGGCUUGGUGGCCGCGGCCGAGCCGGUCGACAUCUUCGGAGAGCAGCCAGGCAACGGAAUAGGAAGUGGAAACGGCGGUAAUCAGUGCUCCGCUCAUUACGGCAUACGAUCCAAUUCUAAUCCCGGCGUCGGCAGCAUUCAGCACGCGAACAACACCACGGGUGGUCUCCACCAUUAUUCCAGCGGCGCGUCGCACGCACCCAAGCGUCGCGCCUCAGACACGCCGUACUACGAGAACGGCGCCGCUCUACUCGAAGAUGUCCCAGUCUACGGAAAGAGGCUGACGAAUCUCUGGAGUCACCACCAUCCCUCGCAGCAGCAACAGUCCACCGAGAAUUCCUCCCCUUAUUGUUGGUAUCAUCCACUUCAUUCGUCGAGCGGAUCGAUUCAAGGUCACGGAUACCGGCAUGCUCACUCUCAUAGUCACGGUCAUGCACACGGACACGGUCAGGGUCACGGACCCAGUCCGAUACCUCCUGCUUCCGUGCAAAUCAACCAGAUCAACGCGUUCCCUGGAUCGCAUCAUUUAGCGCAGCAGCAGCAACAACAACAGCAGCAUCACGUUCAAACGCAGAACGGAAGUCUCGACGACGAAUGGAAGAAUAUUCAUAUGAUGUUGAACUGCAUUCUCGGAAUGGUGGAAAAGACGAAGAAGGCUUUGGCCAUUCUACAAACUCGUGGUUGCUUCGGAGCAGCUGGAGCUCAGAACGGUAACGGGACCGUUGCUCCUAGUAACAAUCCAUCCUCGAGCAACGGAUCUCAAGUGGAAUCCUCGACCGGGGAUCGCGAGGGUAGCUUGAAACGACUCUCCGGAGAGAUCGUGGCUCAAACGAUCCGGGCGAUCGAGGACAAAGUAGCAGAAGUGAAGAGGAAAGACGAGGAAGCGGUGAAAAGGGCGGUGAUGGUCGAGGUGCAGCGAGCGGUGCGAGUCGCGGUAGCCGAAUCUAGGGCGAACGAACGAUUGCGCGUGCAUCGAUUAAUCGACGUCCCGUUAUCCCCGAGGAAUCAUCUUCGACAAGGACCGUAUCUCCGUGUUCACGGUAAUCCCGGACCGGUGGAUGCGAACGCUAGAAACGUUACGACACCCACCACCGCUUCCAAUUCGAUUGCUUCGACCAGCGAAGAGGAAAAGGACGCCCAUCUGCAGACCGUCUCCGGUUCCAGUUGCUGGAACUGCGGCAGACCCGCCCUGGAAACCUGCGGUGGCUGUGGAAUCGCACGAUACUGCGGUUCCUUUUGCCAGCACCGAGACUGGGAGGCCGGAGGUCACCACGCCACAUGCAACAACCCUCCGCCGCGCGAACCUCCGAGGUCCGCGUCUCGUAGCCCCCCGAGAAUCCCCACUGGCCCUCUCUCGAGCAACGUGAACGAUACGACGAGCGGCGGCGUCACGGCGUCGAUACCGGCCAGCGUUGCGUCCAAAGGGAAGUGA